This is a messenger RNA of Leptopilina heterotoma, 995 nucleotides long. Its product is annotated as COMM domain-containing protein 4. The record is from RefSeq and is a predicted model, not a curated record. The transcript is spliced from 8 exons. Lineage: Eukaryota; Metazoa; Arthropoda; Insecta; Hymenoptera; Figitidae. Bases 311 to 877 code for a protein of 188 amino acids.
UUCUGUAAGAACCUAACCUAUUCGGAUGUUUUUAAAAUUUUCCAAAAGGAAAUAAGAAUUUAUCACUAAAAAAUCGUGACAAAUUGCAAAUUAAUUAACAAAAAAAAUAUAUAUAUAUCAAAACAUUAUAAAACUUCUUUGUGCCAUAGUCAGUGUGAAAUCAAUAUAGCUUUAGUGUGAAGACUAGUGUUAAGUUACCAAAUGCAGAAGUUAUUUUGAGUUAUUUUAUAAACUUUAUUAUAAAUCUAAUAAACAAAUCUAAAUUUUUUAGAGCUUUUAACUGAAGUGUACGAGAUAAAAAUUUACUACAAUGAGGUUUCGCUUCUUGGGUGAUGGAGACUGUCCUGAUUGGCUCCUGGCUGAAAUAAAUACAUUGUCACGAAUGACAUCAAUUAAAAUGAAAUUACUCUGUCAGGUUGUUGUUAAAUCUUUAACAGAAGGAGAGUUUGAUGAGGAGAAAGUAAAGAAACUAACGCAAGAUGCUAAACUUGAAUUGGAUGAUUCAAAAGCAAUUGUAGCGGCCUUGGAAUUAAUUUUAACAUCCUCAGCACGUUACGGUGUCUCUCCGGCAGAUUUAAGCAGCGAAUUACAACAACUUGGACUUCCUCGUGAACAUAGUGCCGCAAUUGCCCGAAUUCAUACCGAUAAUUGUCCUCAAGUUACUGCAAUUCUCACCUCCCAAUCUCUUAGACUAAAUCGUUUAACAAGCUUUGAAAUUGUUCCCGGUGAAAAUUCAUCGCCAUUUAAUAAAAUUACACUCAAGUUGAAAAAUAUCAAUGGACAGGAGGACGAAACAAGUAUAAAUAUUUUGAGGAACGAAAUUCCAGUUCUACUAGCGGAUUUAAAAAAAGCAAGAGCCAAAAUGGAUGAGUACUAAAAAAAGGAAAUUUUUUUCUACGAGAAAUGAAGCUGAAAUUUUUUACAAGAACUUUUUAUUGAAAACUUAAGAAAUAAUAGGAUAAAAUAAUGUAAUUAGUAAUAAUUAAUAGAUAGUA